UCCCUUGAAAUUCCAUCGUCAAGUAAUCAUGUUGCGCACCCUUCACCUCUCCAAGCCUCUCGCCGCUACCCUCAGCAAGAUGGGCCCACGUGCCAUGAGCACCUCCACCAUCGUUCCCCAGGUUCAGGAUGUUCCUUGCUCCAAACUUGGAGGUCGCUACACUGUCACUUUGAUCCCUGGAGAUGGUGUUGGUCAGGAGACUGCUUCAGCUGUCAAGACCAUUUUCAAGGCUGCCAAGGUUCCUGUCGAUUGGGAACAGUUUGAUGUCUCUGGAUAUACUUCUGCUGAUGACACCCUUUUCAAACAGUCGGUCGAGUCUCUGAGACGUAACAAGGUUGGACUCAAGGGAAUUCUUUACACCCCUGUAUCCUCUCUCGGUCACUCUUCUUUCAAUGUCACUAUUCGUAAGGACUUGGACAUGUAUGCUUCUUUGGUACUUUGUAAGAACAUUCCUGGCUACCCCACUCGUCACGAGGGUGUCGACUUUGCUAUCAUCCGUGAGAACACCGAGGGUGAAUACUCUGGUCUUGAACAUCAGUCCUACCCUGGCGUUGUGGAAUCGCUCAAGGUCAUUACUCGCACCAAGUCUGAGCGCAUUGCUCGCUUUGCUUUUGACUUUGCUCUUCGUAACAACCGUAAAAAGGUUACUUGCAUUCACAAGGCCAAUAUCAUGAAGUUGGCUGACGGUCUCUUCCUUAAGACCUGUCGCGAGGUAUCCAAGGAAUAUGCCAGUUCUGGAAUCAAGUUCGAGGAUAUGAUUGUGGACAAUGCUUCCAUGCAGCUCGUCUCCAAGCCUCAGCAGUUUGAUGUUAUGGUCAUGCCCAACUUGUACGGAAACAUUGUUUCCAACGUUGGUGCUGGUCUUGUUGGUGGUCCCGGUAUUGUCCCCGGAUGCAAUAUUGGUCGCGAGUAUGCAAUGUUUGAGCCUGGCUGUCGUCAUGUCGGAAAGGAUAUUCAGGGACGUAAUACGGCUAACCCCUCUGCUAUGAUCCUCUCGUCAGUCAUGAUGCUUCGUCAUCUCGGACUUGAUGAUCACGCUAACAAGAUCGCCAAUGCUGUUUCCAAGACCAUCUUGAACGGUGCUGCCAAGACUCCUGAUAUGGGUGGUACCAGCACCACUACCGAUUUCACCUUUGCUGUUAUUUCGAAUCUGUAAUCCACUCUCUGUAGAUCACAAAAAAAAAAUUUUUUUUCACAACUGUCUGCGGGAUCUUUCGCAAGCCUCUCUCCUCAUACAUCUUUUUUUUCAUGAAUUUUGAUUUCAUUGUUUCCAAUACCACGUCUGCAUGUCAAUAAAAAAAAUAAAAUAAUCGAUGUUGUGUAUGGUAUUACUUAGUUUU
Lobosporangium transversale is the source of this 1340-nucleotide messenger RNA. RefSeq names its product isocitrate dehydrogenase, NAD-dependent. Gene Ontology annotation, biological process: isocitrate metabolic process; tricarboxylic acid cycle. NCBI's taxonomy places the organism in Eukaryota, Fungi, Mortierellomycota, Mortierellomycetes, Mortierellales, Mortierellaceae. Gene Ontology annotation, molecular function: NAD binding; magnesium ion binding; isocitrate dehydrogenase (NAD+) activity. Gene Ontology annotation, cellular component: mitochondrion. The record is from RefSeq and is a predicted model, not a curated record. The coding region runs from base 29 to 1156 and encodes 375 amino acids. The transcript has 4 exons.